AGAGGAAAGAAGGGGAGAGGAAAUGAAAAAUGGCUCCAACCAGGACUCUGACUCUGACUCUAGGGACAAUGAAGACAUGGCGGGCUUCAGCGGGGACAGGAGAGGUGUCAAUUAGCCUUUUGAGAUUUCUCCAGUCUCCAGGGGGGAAGCAGGAGCAUCAGUGAUACACUGCCGCGCGCUCCGCUGCAGGAGGCUGAACGUCAAUCACACAGCUCUGAUACCAGAUGGAGAGGGAAUUGAUCUGUGGAGAUUGUAACAUGGUGUUUCGCUCCUCUGGGCUACUUGAGAAACACAAAGCACUGUUCUGCAUUGGGAGCGAGGUACAAAGACACAGCUCUGAACUUCUCACGAGAGGCAAACCUGGAUGUGUGGGCCCUAAGCAGACAAGAACCCCUGAUCUUGGGCAGCUGAGAGGUCAACGAAGGAACAUCAACAGGUGGAGGAGUGUUGAUACCAAACCAAAGUCAGGUAGAGCAGAGGACAUACCGGCAACCAGUCAGAUAGAGACUGCUGCUUUGCAAAGUCUCACAGAUGAGUUUCACAACUUGAGGAUGUCCGUUGAAGAACAUCUGACAAAAAGGACCACAGAUAAUGAGGCGAGUGGGCGUCAGCUGGGUCACAGUGAGAGACUGGAGGAGAUGAGGGAAAUGGCGACACUCCAUGAGCACCAACUGGCCUUGAUACAUGCUCAUAACAAGCAGCUGGAGCAGCAGAGAGACGAGCUGGCCCAUCAGGUAAGUGUCCUGUCUGAGCAGAGCAACAUAACUCAUCUGGAGAGUCUGCUGAUGGAGCUCAGAGAGCAGGAGGAGAGAAACAAGGAAACACUGCAACAACUCGCUGAACAUCUCCGUGCAUUACAUGUGCGAGAAGUCUCUGUACCUGCUGAUCAGCCAGAUCCACGUAGGAAUGAAAAGAUACAUCACGACAGCUACGAGUUAAUUACUUGUGCGGAUGGCCCUCUCUCUACCCAGAUAAAAGCCCUGCGGCAGGCAUACAUCCAUUCAGGUAGAUCAGAUCCAGCCAUUCUGGCACGAAUGAUUGACCUGCAGGUCGAAGCCCAAAGUCUAGAGAAGAACCAAUCAGCGGCAGCUAGCAAAAAGGUAAAGCCUCCUCAGUGGUGUCCAAACUGGGAGCUGCUGGCUGUGGAGCAGGAGAACCAGAGACUGGAGGAGGAGAUCCUCAGGAUCCAGUUGGCCAGGGGGCAACACCAUAACUGUGAAGCAGCAGCAAGGACUGAGCUUGAGCUGAUCCAGGGGGAGAACCUGCAGAUUGCCAGUUUACAGACAGAGGUGGAGAGAAGCAAAGAAGCUCCCAGGCCCAGGAGACAGCCUCCUCCACUCCGACCCAAGACUCACACUAAUGCACCUCUUUCAUCGCUCCAAGCCAGAUCCUCCUCCUCUCCACUGGGAAGAUGCAUAUCGAACUCCCUGGACUCUCUGGGUCCAGCUCCAUAUGACCCUGCAGCUGGUUUUGUGGUUUUCUACGACCUGGUGCUGGGAGUUGAUGCUUCUCAGCAGGUGCUGCGCCUGGUGGCAGCUCUCUACUCAGAAGGUCAGGAGGUGGGACCACAGACGCAGCUGCCCCCUGUCCAGUGCCUGUCAGGAUUGUCUCUACCUUACACCCACAGCUUCACCCCUAGAAACUAUGCUCUCCUGUCAGUCAAACAGCCUGUACCAAGGAUCCAGCCAUCACCCUCCCUCUCUCUAGUGGUGGAGGUGCAGGCAGCAAGAGAUGUGGAUGUCUACAGCCAGGAGGUCUUCAAACUGGCACCCUUCGGCUGGACACAAAUGGAACUCUUUGACCAAUACAACCAGCUCUGUAGUGGCCACUGGAGGGUGCCAGUGCGCAGUUUGCCUAUUAGACCCUCUCUAAACCUUGCCCAGCUCAACUCAGUUGCCCAGGUGGGCAACAUGGAGCUGUGUGUUCGUUUGGUCAAUGGACGAGAUGGAGACGUACAAACUCUGGCAAAGCCCGACCCAACCAGCACCGGUCACUAUAAAUAUCCAACUGUGGUAGGAUGUCGAACAGGGCCUGAAAUUGCAUCAUGA
Micropterus dolomieu (smallmouth bass) is the source of this 2048-nucleotide messenger RNA. It is a transcript of the gene ccdc17, whose product is annotated as coiled-coil domain containing 17. The record is from RefSeq and is a predicted model, not a curated record. The coding region runs from base 225 to 2048 and encodes 607 amino acids. NCBI's taxonomy places the organism in Eukaryota, Metazoa, Chordata, Actinopteri, Centrarchiformes, Centrarchidae. The transcript has 17 exons.